AUGAAUUAUUGUUCGAGAGAAAAUUUUUGGUUGUUAAUCAAUACAACUGAUCCUCUUAAUCAACUUCAAUGGUUAAUUCAAUGGUUACAAUAUGCUGAAGAUCAUGAAGAGAAAGUGCAUAUUAUUGGACAUCAUCCUCCACGUUCAUGUUUAGCAUCAUUUUCAUGGAAUUUUAAUAAGAUUGUUAAUCGAUAUGAGAACACAAUUGCUGGACAAUUUUAUGGACAUACACAUUUUGAUGAAUUUGUAAUAUUUUACGAUGAAAUUGAUCGACAACGUCCAGUAUCUAUGGCUUAUAUGGCACCAUCACUUACAACAAGUUCUUAUUUAAAUCCCGGUUAUCGUGUUUAUUCACUUGAUGGUGAUUAUGCAGGAAGUUCAUUUUGGGCACUCGAUCAUCGUACAGUGAUUAUGAAUUUAACUGCAACAAAUCUGUAUAAUAAAACAAUUUUUAUUGAUGAAUAUGACGCUCGUGAUGCAUAUCAAAUGGAAAAUUUAUUUCCAAAUGAUUGGAAUAAUCUUACUGAAAGAUUAAAAAAUGAUUUAGAUGGUCCAUUGAUGGGUUUAGCAUAUCAAUAUUAUACGAAAUCAUAUGCCCAUGGAAAUCAAUGUGAUCAUCAUUGUCGUCGUGGACUUUUAUGUAAUUUUAUAACAGCUCGAUCAGAUGAUAUACAUGCAUGUGAUGCAAUUCCUCCAUUCCAGUCAUAA
Molecule: messenger RNA, 708 nt
Organism: Adineta steineri
Lineage: Eukaryota; Metazoa; Rotifera; Eurotatoria; Adinetida; Adinetidae
Source: the annotation of a GenBank genome assembly